AUGAUUCUUCUCAGUUACUAUGCCAGCCAAAAGAAGACGUUUGAAAUUAACCCCAGGCAUCCUCUGAUCAAGGACAUGCUGAGGCGAGUCAAGGAAAAUGAAGAUGACAAAACAGUUUCAGAUCUUGCAGUUGUCUUGUUUGAAACUGCAACUUUGAGGUCAGGAUAUAUGUUGCCAGACACAAAGGAAUAUGGUGACCGAAUAGAAAGGAUGCUCCGUUUGAGUUUAAACAUUGACCUGGAUGCAAAGGUGGAGGAGGAACCUGAAGAGCCUGAAGAUACAACUGAGGAGGCAGAGCAAGAUGAAGAGGAAGUGGAUGCUGAGGACAGUGAAACACAGAAGGAAUCCACAGAUGUGAAAGAUGAACUGUAAACUGCACUCAACUACUGUCCUGUAUUGGGGGGUUCAGGGGGAAUGUGAAUUAGAUUUUGGUUUUUUCCACUGUAAAAUGUUGAGGGAUGGUUUGGGGUUUAAGGGUGAAGGAGGUUGUUUUUUUUAAGUUCACUUUUUCUAAAAACAUUCCUCAUGAAUGUAAAUUUGUAUUAUUUAACUGACUUGGUGUAAAAUCUUGUCAUGUACAAAAUAAAAUGUUCCCAAACACCAC
Messenger RNA from Acanthisitta chloris (rifleman), 604 nucleotides. It is a transcript of the gene HSP90B1, whose product is annotated as heat shock protein 90kDa beta (Grp94), member 1. Gene Ontology annotation, molecular function: ATP binding; ATP-dependent protein folding chaperone; ATP hydrolysis activity. The record is from RefSeq and is a predicted model, not a curated record. The coding region runs from base 1 to 372 and encodes 123 amino acids. Gene Ontology annotation, biological process: protein folding. The transcript is spliced from 4 exons. NCBI's taxonomy places the organism in Eukaryota, Metazoa, Chordata, Aves, Passeriformes, Acanthisittidae.